GUUAGAAGCUAGUUUUCCAAAUUUCUCGUGUUUUUAUAAAAGUUGCAAAAAUGGAUCAUACCACAACGCCUGAACCUCAUUUGGUACCAGGGUAUACUGGUCAUUGUGCUCAGAAUCGUGAUCGCGUGGGAAAAUCGUAUGGCAUCCAAACGCACAAACUACUUAUCGAUCCGUGUAUUAACCAUGCGCCGGAACUGAUCGUAGCGCCCAUAGACGCCAAGCCCGAUCUCAAGGAUUAUCCAACACAGAAUGAACUAAGGAUCCUUCAUGAUCGCGAGGAGUUUGUCGACUCCGUUUACAAGCAUCCAAUAAUUCCUGGCUAUGCGGGCUUCGUUCCCAACAUGUUCACCCAGACGGGCAAGCGAUACGUCGCCGCUGCUACCGCCGGAGUCGCUCAACACGAGACGUUGAUGCAACGCUAUCGUUGUGACAAUCGCACUCUCCGACACCGCGACCUUCUUGAGAGCGGGAACGGUCUCUUUGAGCACAAGUUGAACGAGCGCCUGCUACCGAGAACCUCUUACCGUGCUCCACUGAUACCGGUGACUGGUCGUUCCAGAGGCAUCAGGGAAGAGAAGUGUCCACCGACGUCGGAAAAGUUGACCUAUAGUAAGUUUACGACACCACACUUUCUGGAUGAUGAUGAUAAGGAUAAGUUCAUCAUCAACGGAUAUGCCGCACAUAUUCCGAUGGCCGUGACACGUUUUGGAGAGCCCAGCAAGGUGUUGACCCAUCACGCCCUCUGCAGUUUUUCCAACUAUAUGUAUAAGAAGAAGCGGGAUAAGUGGUGCUGUGGCCAGGAUUUAUCCACACCCGCCAUUCAAUGCCCGCCAGUUGGACACUUUGUGAUCUAUCACAACGACCAUGGCAUGAAUCCCAGCUAUGCGGGUCAUGUUCCCGGACAUCUGUACAAAUACGGUCGGACAUACGGAAAGACAACAUAUCAUGCGAAACGAUGGCUCGAAAUUCACAAGGAUCUUUUAGUUCUGCCAGAGAUUGCGAAUUUGGAUUAUGAGUACUAGCAACAGUUCAAAUUCAAACAAUUUCUUUAUUUGUGUAUUUAAUCAGUCAUUUAUUUGCUCUGAAAAAUAAAGAACUGUAUUCCGGAAAUACCUAAAAUAAAA
This is a messenger RNA of Drosophila innubila, 1124 nucleotides long. Its product is annotated as UPF0605 protein GA14893. The transcript is spliced from 3 exons. Bases 51 to 1022 code for a protein of 323 amino acids. Lineage: Eukaryota; Metazoa; Arthropoda; Insecta; Diptera; Drosophilidae. The record is from RefSeq and is a predicted model, not a curated record.